Molecule: messenger RNA, 912 nt
Organism: Exophiala spinifera
Lineage: Eukaryota; Fungi; Ascomycota; Eurotiomycetes; Chaetothyriales; Herpotrichiellaceae
Exons: 5
Coding region: 1-912 (303 amino acids)
Source: RefSeq, a predicted model, not a curated record
AUGGCUAGUAUCAAAUUGGAUGGAGCUAUUUUGACGAAACUUGACUCUAAAGUAGUCGUCCUGACGGGAGGGAGCAGUGGUAUUGGCGCAGCUACCGUGCAGGCUUUUCUAUCCAGAGGUUGUCGGGUUGUGUUUGGCGACAUUGACAAGGCCGCAGGCCAGCUGAAAGUGAGCCAACUAACAACCAGAGACAAAUCAAUUGUCAAUCAACUGAAGUUUGUGCCAACUGAUGUAACAAACUAUGACGACGUUUAUCAUUUGUUCCAAGUUGCUUACGAGACUUUCGGCCGCGUCGAUGUGGCAGCAAAUAUCGCCGGUAUUGUAGAGACACCAGGCUGGUUCGAUCCUGCAGAGACCAUGGAGGGUGCAAAAAGGAAACCGUCCACGAUAGUGAUUGACGUUAAUCUAAACGGCUCUCUCUAUUUCUCUCGCAUUGCCAGCGCAUUUCUGAGGCAGGGCCAAGAGUCCACCGAUGACAAAAGUCUUAUCUUGAUAUCCUCAGUUGCUGGGUUCAAGGCACACUCUGGAAUAUUCCUGUAUCAGGCAGCAAAGCAUGGAGUUAUAGGAUUGAUGCGAAGUCUGCGCUCCUUUAAGCCAAUAGCUUCGAAAAUUCGCAUUAAUUGCGUUUGUCCCUCCAUGACCCUCACUGGUAUGGUUGAAGGAAUAAAAGAGGCCUGGACAAGCGCUGGCUUACCAAUAAAUACACCUGAAGAUGUCGCAAGGAUGAUCGUACACAUCGCCGCCGAUUCCGAAUUGUCUGGAGGCGCAGUCUACGUGGAAGGAGGUAACGGAUGGGAGAUUGAGCAAAGAUUGGACAAAACACAACCACUCUGGCUGGGUGAAAGACUCAGCAAGCAACUUAACCAAUCAGUUAUAGCACUCAGUACAAUUUACAAUCCCAUUGAACAGUAA